This is a messenger RNA of Dichotomopilus funicola, 2127 nucleotides long. RefSeq lists its product as uncharacterized. The transcript is spliced from 4 exons. The record is from RefSeq and is a predicted model, not a curated record. Lineage: Eukaryota; Fungi; Ascomycota; Sordariomycetes; Sordariales; Chaetomiaceae. Bases 1 to 2127 code for a protein of 708 amino acids.
AUGGGAAACACCCAAAGCACAACCUCCCCUCCCCGCGACCAGCACCACCACGGGCUCGGACUCGCGGGGUGGGACGCCCGAGCGCCCUACCGAACAAACGGACGACACCCACCACCCCCAGCUCCUUCACGACGACCCUCCCUCCCGCCGCCCUCAACUUCCUCACCCUCUUUCUUCUCUUUCCAGCAGGGCUCGGAACGCGCCCAAAAUGUCCGUCACCCCUCUGAAGCGUCGCCGUUGCUUGGCCGGUUCCGUGCUGUGCCGCGGUCGUCGGGGAGUACAAGUCGGGGAUUGGGACAGGGAGGUGGUGGGAGGUCAGGGUUAGGGUUUGGUGCUAGAGGGAGUGGGAGUGGGAUGGGAGGAGGCGGGCAGAUGGGGCUGUUAUCGGGGGAUCCGGGAUGGAGGGGGAGUGUAUAUGUUGGGUAUGGGGCGUUGGUUGUUGCGGCUGUGGAAGAGGAGGAAGAGGAGGCUAGAGAGAGGGCUGGGUAUGGAGACCAUGAGGGGGGAGAUGAGGUGGGAUGUUGCGGGACGGGGGUUGCGAGGAGGUUUGCUAGGCGGCUUGCGGAUGUGUGGGUUGACCCGAAGGCGAGCGUGGUCAGGAGAGUGGUGGAUGUGUGGUGGAGUAGGUGGUUUACCUUGGUGGUAUUGCCGGCGUUAUUGGCUGUUUCAUGGGUCUCGAUACCCUUUCCGCAGUACCCCCUUGCGAGCAACGACGGUGAAUUACAUCCACCCGGAGUACCGAGAGCCGCUCCUGGCAGUAAGGUGCCUGGUCACGGUGCUGCCCGGGUCCGGGUCAACUUUUGGUUUUUUGUCUUCGUCUACUACAGCUUCUACAACUUGACCGCCUUGAUAUGGAUCACCAAAGUGUUCAACCUGUACAGCCUCAACUGGUGGCCACAGUCGCUCGGGUUUCCCAUCACCGUAUCCGCUAUUGCCGUCCUCUCGAUUGCGGCCCCGAUACCCAUCUACCUCAUUCCCGAGUCCAAGUUCCUCACUAUCCACAACACGGCUUGGAUCUCUUGGACCUUUGUCAUCAUGGCGAUGCCAGUCGCUAUCGCCUUCCUCAUCCUCACGACUAACGAGCGCCAUUUGAAACUGCGGCAUACUCUCUCCGAAACGCAGCGGCUUUUUACCUCGUCCUGGUGGGCCGGUGAACCAGAUCCCACCCCCCGAAGCGUGGGGAGACGGAAUCGACCCGCCCUAGAUCCUCACGCCUUUGAGGCAAGCCUGGAUGCGUCGACGGUUGGGUUUACAGACAGCCACUACCAGCCGCCACCCAUUACUGUCAGACUGCGUCGCAGGUGGCUCCCGGCAAGCUUUGUUCGCUUCGUGUGGUUUUGUUUAGCGCUGUUCAUCGGGUUGGUGGCGUACGUUAUAGGAGAAGCAUAUGCUGAGAUCUACCUGCGAACUCUGCCGCAUAACAACUUGGAGACGAUCGUCUACGUGUACGGGUGGAUCUCGACCGUCUACCUGCUAGACGGAGUGACAGGGUGGAUUCUCGGAGGGAACGAGGGCGAGCGCGUCGGGAGUUACCCGCUGAGUUGGAUCUUCAAGCUGUACUUCAUGCUCACCUACCAAACCUACGUCCGCGCGCUAUACGCACGUCUACGCAGCCCCGAACAGUUCAUUGCGCUCCAGAUCCUCUCCUCCACCGGUCUCAUCAUCGUCACUCCGAUCCUCAUGUCCGCUCCAUUCCACUGGUUCCUCACCGUCAUCGGCGUCAACGGCCAAAGCUACGGCUCGUACCAAAAAAUCUGCAUCCGCAACGUCUUCAUCCGCUUCAUCGCCGAGAACGCCUCCAUGCUCACCUUCCUCGGCAGCGUGGUGGUACUGCACUUUGGCGCCAACAAGGACGUCUACCCGUAUUUCGCAUUCGACGGUACGGAGGAGAAUGAGGACUACGACUUUGGCCUGACCUUCUACGCCUCGAGCAUCACCUGGGCCUGCGAGCUCGUCACCAGCUUCAUCGUUGCCGGCUUGAUUCGCUGGUUCUACCGUGUCAGCGUUGUCACCGAGGGAAAGCUUGAUUUUAUCGUUUGGCCUGAGUUGCUGCCGACGUGUGUCGCUGUGAUGCUGCACGUGCUGCAGAACAUGCUCUUCUCAAUUAUUCGUCUCCAAUUCCGAUGA